Messenger RNA from Nothoprocta perdicaria, 915 nucleotides. Its product is annotated as olfactory receptor 14C36-like. Lineage: Eukaryota; Metazoa; Chordata; Aves; Tinamiformes; Tinamidae. Bases 1 to 915 code for a protein of 304 amino acids. The record is from RefSeq and is a predicted model, not a curated record. Gene Ontology annotation, biological process: G protein-coupled receptor signaling pathway. Gene Ontology annotation, molecular function: G protein-coupled receptor activity; olfactory receptor activity. Gene Ontology annotation, cellular component: membrane. The transcript has a single exon.
AUGUUCAACAGCACCUCCCUUAAUGAGUUCCUUCUCCUGGCAAUCAUGGACACACGGGAGCUGCARCUCUUGCACUUCUUGCUCUUCCUGGGCAUCUACCUGGCUACUSUCCUGGCCAAUGGCCUCAUCAUCACAGCUGUAGCCUGCGACCACCGCCUCCACACUCCCAUGUACUUCUUCCUCCUCAACCUCUCUGUUCUAGACAUUGGCUCCAUCUCUGUGACUGUCCCCAAAUCCAUGGCCAAUUCCCUUAGCAACACUAGGGCCAUUUCCUACUCAGGAUGUGCUGCCCAGGUCUUCCUGCUUGUCUUCUUACUUGCGACAGAGUAUUUUCUUCUCAUUGUCAUGGCCUAUGACCGCUUUGUGGCCAUCUGCAGACCCCUGCACUACGGGACCCUCAUGAGCRGCAGAGCUUGUGCCAAAAUGGCAGCAGCUGCCUGGGCCAGUGGUUUUUUCUACGCUGCCCUGCACACUGGGAACACAUUUUCAUUACCUCUCUGCCAAGGCAAUGUUGUGGAGCAGUUCUUCUGUGARAUUCCCCAGAUCCUCAAGCUCUCCUGCUCAGACACCUACCUCAGGGAAGCUGGGGUUCYUGUGGUUAGUCUUUGUUUAGUCUUUGGGUGUUUCAUUUUCAUUGUGCUGUCUUAUGUGCAGAUCUUCACAGCUGUGCUGAGGAUCCCCUCUGGGCAGGGACGGCACAAAGCCUUUUCCAUGUGCCUCCCUCACCUGACUGUGGUCUCUCUGUUUGUCAGCACACUCAUCUUUGCCUACUUGAAGCCUCCAACCCUCUCUUCCUCAGCUCUGGAUCUCGUGGUUGCUGUUCUGUAUGCAGUGGUGCCUCCAACACUGAACCCCCUCAUCUACAGCUUGAGGAACAAGGAGCUCAAGGAUGCUUUGAGGAAACUCGUCCAAUAG